Molecule: messenger RNA, 2333 nt
Organism: Leptidea sinapis
Lineage: Eukaryota; Metazoa; Arthropoda; Insecta; Lepidoptera; Pieridae
Exons: 12
Coding region: 11-2302 (763 amino acids)
Biological process (GO): proteolysis
Molecular function (GO): metallocarboxypeptidase activity; zinc ion binding
Source: RefSeq, a predicted model, not a curated record
UAUUUUAAACAUGAUUUAUAGACUAUUUUUAAUCCUAUUAGUAGUUAAUAAUAUAUAUUUGGCUACAUGUUUUAGUGGUAAUCACAGUAAAGAUGAUCAAUGCUCCAAGUGUACGUGGUCGUUGUUUCGACGUAAAAGAGCAUAUACUGAAUAUACGAGGUGGUACGCAAAUGCUGAAACAACGCAAGAAUUUAUUGUAAAUGUGUUGGAAGAUGAUAUGACAAAUCCAAAAAUAAAACCUAUUGUAGCUGUGAAUAUAGAGCCUAUAAAAAAAGCGGAAGAAAAAAUCAUAAUAGGAGCUACGUUACCAACAACAGAAACAACUAAUGAUUUGUUUGCAGAUUAUACAAGAUUUAUAAUACCCACUCCAAUAGUGUCGCGUUAUGGAGAUCCAGUUCUAACAUCUGUAUCUCACAAAAAUUUACCUCCCGUAAAACCCAAAUUGCGCAAAGGUGAACAACAAAUUGGUCCAAUUAAAACAUAUGGUGGAGACCGAACGCAUCACGAUGAAAGUCCUCCAGCAGUACCUAAAUUUAUUUCAAGGUCUAACUCUCGUUUAAUACAGCAGUAUGCACCUUUGGCUUCGGUUAAGUUUACAAAACAAACGAGUCUGGGACCACUCACUCCACGAAAUGAAAAGAAAUUUGUCCUACAUAGAACUCAAAAAUUUCCUACACGAACAUCAUUAAUUUACACGAACGCGCAGGACGAUACUAGUACUGAUAAUGUGUACCUUUCCCGGACGUCUCUCACACCAACUACGCUAAAAUCCAACUUUAUUGAUGAUGAUGAUGAUGACGUAAAUUUCCAAAUCACAAAAGAUACUUACAGCAGCGAUUAUACAACAGCUCAUAAACAAAGAUUUGAUCUAAAAACAGCAUCAGACUCAGACUCAUCAUAUAAUGACAUAGAGGAUGAAGAUAAUAAUAUCGAAGGCACUAGUGUGAAAAUUAAAACAGAUGUUUUGGCUAAUGAAUACGAAUUUGAUGGUACUAGUCAAUUUAAUAUUGGAAAAUCUGAAAUUGAACAAAGUAUGAUACCAACUACAGCUGCUGAUGUAGAUACACCUGUAAAUGAUAAGGAUGAUGAAUAUGAAAAUGAGAUGAAAUCGCUCUCAAUACAAUUUCCAGAAAUAAUAGCUCCUCCUAAAAGCGAAGAUGUAAAGCGAAAUAAAACAAAAUGUAAUCUGAACAAAAUUAGACCGUUUUCUUUUAAUAGACCGCGUACACUUCACGAGAUUACAACGCAGCUAUUGCACUGGGCAGAAGUGAGCCCUGUAGCAAAAUUGGUAGAUAUAACCUACAGUAACUACACAGUAAUGGAAAAUCCAAUUUAUAUGAUGUUAGUGGACGACCUUAGCAGGGGUCAAAUCAUUUCUGCCAAGCAAACUGUUAUGAUCGUUGCUGGUAUCCAGGGUAGAGACCAUCACGCGGUGUCUGCUGCCUUAUACUUACUAUACCAGCUGAUAGACAAGAGCGACUCUCAUACAGACCUCCUUACCAAGUAUCGUUUCUGGAUAAUUCCUGUCUUCAAUCCUGAUGGCUACGAUUACUCCAUGACAUUUCCAAAGAGAAGGGAGUGGGCGAAAAACCUUCGUCAGGAUUGGGAUUCAUGCAAGGGUCGAGAUUCGUGCAAUGAUUGCAGCUUGUAUGGUCUCAGAUGCACAAUACACGCAUGUUAUGGUGUUAACCUCGAUCGGAAUUUCGAAUAUCAAUGGAUACCACAUGAGGAGUUGCGGUCAGAGCACGCUUGUGGUGGGCUGUACUCCGGAGCCCGGCAGCUGAGCGAGGCUGAGACCAGGGCCUUCACGCAAUUCUUACACGAACAGAAGACUCCUUUGUACACUUUCAUUGCCUUCAAAGAGGGUGAUGUACUUGGCGUGAUGUAUCCAUAUUCCCAUACAAAAAAGAAAAGAGCUUUUGAUCAUAUCUAUAGACAGCGAGCCCUACGUGCAGCCGCAGCUGCCUACAGCAUCAGCAGUAGACCCUAUGUCGCUGGACAGACUUCAGAGUUUCUACCUCUGUAUGCUGGUGGCAUCGAAGACUGGGUGGACGGCCAUCUGGGUAUUGAUAAUACUUAUACCGUCAUGUUGUACCGACCCACCGACUCCUACAGCUCAAAGUUAAUAACAGAGAGGGUAGUGCACGAGGCUUAUGCCGCUGUUCACACGCUUCUUCUGGAAAACGUGGAGCCUUUAGGACCCCCGCCAGUUGUCCUGACGAGAGCGCACGGUUCCAUCCGGACAUAUUCUAUUAACGUUAUUUUAUUACCUUUCUGUUUUACGUUUAUAUUAAAAUAUUAAUAAAAUGUUAUAGUUAGUGAUGCCUGAACAA